AUGGCUGGUAAAUUUCGUGUAAGGGUGAGUGCAAGUAAGCUGAAGAAACACAUCCGAAAGGGGGCGAGUAGUGAAAGUAAUCCGUCAACGUGUCGUCAUCGCAUAGAAGCACGUAAUGCUCGAACAGUUGCGAAUACUGCAAUGGUGGCUAUUGAUGAUGUUCCAGUUAACGACACUCUCUUGCAGCUACCGCUGGAAGAUAUGCACAUAGGAGGAGAUAGUAGCAGCGAAAAUGGUGAAAGUGAAUUCUUAAAUGCCAAUAAGAGCAUGAUAUCAGAAGGAUGCUUCUCAGCAUUCACAGCAUGCACGAAUCCCACAUUCGACGCAGUACAUAGAGUAUGGAAGUCUGGUUCAACAAUGCAAAAUGAUGUGGUAGCAGUAUUGGCGGCAGUUGCUGAAUUAAUCAAGGAGAAGGGUGGUGAUGAAACAGAUGUGGAAUAUUUUGGAGCAUUAUUAAGUACACUCGAAAGCACUCCGCCCGAUGAAUGUCAAAAGAUUGCUGCGACUGCAUAUCUUCUGAAUCUCAUCAUGAAGAAGAUUAACAAAGAUAUUCUUCAGAAAUAUUUUUCCCGUGCUAUCCAGAUUCUAUACAACAAACUCAGUGAGCAUGCCGAUAGUGACAAUGCUACCUUAUUAAAGAAUCUCAUCGCUUCAAUCGGUACACUACUUCGUGCACAGUCGAUCGUUGCCAUACAGAAUACAAGUACAAAAAUGAUAUUAGCUAGUUUGGCGACUUUAUCCUCGCAUGACAAACCAUGGGUACGUACAAUGUCACGUCGUGCACUGCGUGCAGUACUCACCGAUCCAGUCACGUCUCAUUCAAAUGGUGUUCAUCCAGCUGCAGCACAUGUUGGAGAGCUGGCUAUCUCUUUAUUACAACAAUACAAUGGAAAAGGUGCUAGCAGUGUUGUACCGACGCGUAUUCUUUGCUUAUUGGAAGGUGUAAUGCAUAAAAUGGCUAGUUCAGUGUUUAGAAGACUUGCUGAAACGAUUCUUCGUUUAAUGGCAUGUGCGGAUGGCACGGUAAAGUGUGCUGCAAUGCAGUGCCUUUAUCGUGUCAUGCAAAGGCAGCCUUGUGACGCAGCACUUCCAGUUGAUACAAACGUUCAGCUUAUUCUUGCCAUUCGAGAUUUUGUGCCACCAACCUCAGAUGUUGCUGUUACUGCUUAUUGGAUGCAGGCACUUGGUGAGGCACAUGUGUGUUUGACAGCCAAAGAUCCAGCUGAAAGCAUUCGCUUAUUACCACGAACAUUUGAGAUGUUUGUUUGUUUGUUCGACCUCAGCGUAAAAACGCUUGCACAGGUGACGAUGAUGGUGCUGAGACGUUUAUUGGAACGUUGUGUGCAGAAACAUGCGACUGCAGCAUCAUACUGCGUCGAUCUUUUGGAAAAAGCACUAAAUGUACGCAGUGUUGCUGUAUGGUCGAAUGUUCUAUCAACUCAGAUGAAAGCCUUCGAAGAGUGUGCUGAUGCAAUUCAAACGGAGACACUCAAUAGAACGUUGAACACACUUGCAAAGCUUAGAGAAUCCCAAGAUUGCUUCUGCAAAGGUGAUCUUGAUCUGGCAGUUGGUGCUGCGAUUCGUUACGUCGGAUUGGACCGGGUACUGCAUGCGAUUCCAUUAGACAUUGAUCCGGAUGUGUCUUCAUCUGUGGUUGAUUUCAAAAGAUCGUGGCUUUUACCGGUGAUGCGAGUUAAUAUUCACAAUGCGUCGCUGUCUAUUUUCGUGCGUUUCUUCCUGCCUUUAGCCAUCAAAUUACACAAGAAGACAGCAACCCUCGAUACUGUUACUGCUAAGAUUGUCACAACCUUGCAGCAUCAAAUCUGGGAGCUUCUACCAGUUUUCUUGAAUUCGGCAGUCGAAUUCGAGAAAUAUUUCCCAGAGCUGGCACCGAUCCUCGGUUCAGCCUUAACGGAACGUGCUGAUUUGCGGAUGAUCGUGCUUUCAUCCAUUCGUAACGCAGUUCGAUUCGCUCAACAGCCAGAUGCGCCGCCUGAACGAAUGGAAGUGAUGCAGCGCUAUGCGAAGAAUUACUUACCGAUUCUGUUCAAUAUGUACACGUUGGAGAAUAAAGCCGACGAUCAUACUGGAAGAGCUGUCCAUUUAGCCACUUUAGAGACGAUUCGGAUCUACGUGGAACUCACUUCACCCGCACUGAUUGAACGCUAUAUCCGAUCAGCCGUAGAGAAGGCACACAACGGUGAUAAUUCACUGAUGAAAAAGCUGCAUAUAUUAGAUGUGCUUGGAGCGUUAGCGAAACGCGCAAAUGCUGAAGGAUUAAGUAAGAUCUUCGAUGCGGUUCACGAAUGGUUCUUCACCGAGGAGGCAUCUCUGCAGAAGAAGGCAUUCCGUAAUCUUGAAGAAAUUAUGAAACGAAAUGGCGAACCGGAUGUGCAGGAAUUCUUCAUCGCAUAUGGUGACGAAAUAUCCAAUAUUCUCAACGAAGAUUGUGUGAGUAGGGUAGCUCGAAGUGCAAGAGCGUCGUUGAUAUCCAUUCUGCACUUGCGAUUACAACAGCUUUCAACAUUUGAUGCAGUGAAGCGUUUCACAACUGAAACGUUCGCACAAGUGGUGAUUUGUCUGGAUAAAACGCACAAUACACAUACGAGAACGAACGCCUUCAGAUGCCUCAGUGAUGUUUGUCAACGUCUUCUCUCAUUCAGUGCUGACUCCGAUGAUAACUUGUCAUCUUCACUUGAACUGGUUUUGAAUUUGAUUUACGAAUUGGCCACUUCGAAAGCAUUGACUGAUCCCACUGAAGUGCCAUUGAAUAUUGCACAAUCAACAAUGGUAGCGCUGAAUAUGAUAGCACAAAAGUAUGUUCGUAAAUUGAAUGCGGCACUGUUGAAUCGCUUAUUGAUGCAUGCGUGCAGCUGUAUACGUGACCGGCGGCCAGUUAUACGUGUCUUGGUCGUUCGUCUCAUUCGAGUGUUAACACACAAACUUCCCGAUUACGUCCUUCAACAGUACAAAGAGUUGAUUAUUGAAGCUGUAUUUGAAAAUCAGUUGACUGCAGAUGUAACGCAAAAAGUGCGAAAAGCAAACCGUCUACUGCUCGAAGAAAUGGUGGAUAAAUUUGGAGUUGAAACAUUAAUGAAAAGUACUGAUAAAUCAGAUUGGUUGAAGCAACUAAAGGCCAUCGAAAAAAUUCGUCGUCGUCGUGAACGUCGAGCUGAGGCAUUGUUGACAGACGCAAACACAGUGGAGUCAGAAGUUGAGGAUGAUGAGGACACGCGUUCGUUGUCAUCGAAGAGUGCGCGAACUGCUGGUGCGGAUACGAUUCUCGACAUGCUUAUUGACAGUGACCAAGAAAGUGACAGCGGUGUGGAUUCGGAUAAAGAAGAACGUAAAUCUCGUUCUGGACGCUCUAGCACAGUAUGGUUACGGGAAGGUGACGAUGAAGACAUGGUUGACCUGCUGGACAGGGAAACUAUGAUUGGUAAAGUGACCACUGUUAAACCGUCUCAGCAAACUAAUAAAACAGUCAGCGGUGGGAAAGGGUUAAUGUUGUCGAAUGGGAAGAAGGCAGAAGAUGGUUUCAAAUUAUCGAAGGAUGGUAAGUUGAUUAUACAAGAUAUUGACGCGUUGUCGAGUGGACGUAAAAGAAGGCAGCAUGAUGACGUUAUGAAUAUGGUUGAGAGUAGCUUGAACGAAACCAAGAAGAAACGAACGGUGCAUGACGCUGAAAGCGAGGAUGAUGAUGAGAAGAGUGGAACGAGUGAUGAUAAUAUUGAGAAUGCGAGUGCGGCUAAUAGUCGUUGGAAGCCGGGAGGAAUGGGAAUUCAUCGUGAUACACGUUUUGAAGUAGGUAAGACUGGUGGUGAUGUUAGAAAGAAGGGCGAGAAAUUCGAACCAUAUGCUUAUAUACCGCUUCGAAAACAAAAAGGAGCAGCGACCAAAAUGCAUAAAUUGAUUGCGGGAGCGAGAAAAGGUGCCUCGAAAGGGUUGAAGAGCAAAAGGAGACGUGUGGGCAAGGCUGAUAUGUUAUCAUGA
This is a messenger RNA of Anisakis simplex (herring worm), 3993 nucleotides long. NCBI's taxonomy places the organism in Eukaryota, Metazoa, Nematoda, Chromadorea, Rhabditida, Anisakidae. The record is from the annotation of a GenBank genome assembly.